Argiope bruennichi is the source of this 1113-nucleotide messenger RNA. Its product is annotated as neuropeptide S receptor-like. Lineage: Eukaryota; Metazoa; Arthropoda; Arachnida; Araneae; Araneidae. The record is from RefSeq and is a predicted model, not a curated record. Gene Ontology annotation, molecular function: peptide binding; G protein-coupled receptor activity. Gene Ontology annotation, cellular component: membrane. Bases 1 to 1113 code for a protein of 370 amino acids. Gene Ontology annotation, biological process: G protein-coupled receptor signaling pathway. The transcript has a single exon.
AUGGAUAACCUUCUCGCUUUCAAAAGUACCAAUUCAUCAGAUCAACACUCCCAGAUCUGGACCUCGACAUCUUCGUCCCUCGAAGAAAACGCUUUCAAUUUCGAAGUCCUCGGACCAGCUUACACCCGUACCCUCAGAAUCGGACUUCUCACCGUAAUGAUCAUCACAUCUCUUUUCGGAAACGUGGCUGUCAUUUUCAGCAUCUGUUUGCCAGGCUGCCGAAAGUUACGGCGUAUCCAAGUUCUAUUUCUCAACCUUGCUGUUGCUGAUCUGCUCGUCUGUCUUUUCACCAUAACAUCCCAGCUUAUCUGGGAAUGUAUGGGACGAGAAUGGGUGGCAGGUACUGCGUUCUGUCCCAUCUUUAAGGUGCUUCAGACAUUCACCAUGGUGUGUUCCAACUACUUGAUUGUGUCGAUCGCGCUGGAUCGGUUCAUCGCCGUGGUUUACCCUUUAAGAAGGAGACCCAAUACCAAAAAUUAUCUUCUUGGUGCUUGGCUAAUGUCAUUUCUGCCAUCUCUCCCCAGUGCUUAUAUAUUUCAUUUGUAUAAUGAUCCAUCUGGGAGGACAUUCUGCGUGGCUAAAUUCUAUACUGACCACCUGUCUCUCAAUCACAGACGCCUAUACAUGGCUUUCAUACUCACAUCUGUAUUCAUGAUACCAAUCAGUAUUAUCAUUGUUGUCUAUACCAGGAUUGUCCACGUAGUGUGGACUCGACAAAAGCCAUUCUCCGAUAACUGGUCAUCAAUGGAAUCUGUGGCAUCCAGCUGCACGCCCAGCAAAGAAAACGGUGUUCAUUCCAAUUAUCCCAAAGCAAUGGUUAAAACAUUUUGGAUGACAGCUAUCGUGGUAAUAUCCUUCUUAGUCUGUGCACUGCCAUAUUUUGUUCUUGAGUUCUACAUCGCAUUUGGAGAUCCCAAAAACCUCAAUGAAGAUGUUGUGGCUUUACUGGGGAUCAUGUCUGCUGCCAACAGUUCCAUCAACCCUUUUGUGUACCUUAUCUCGAAUUCGCGAUGGUGCUCCAAGACCAAGACAACAAACGUCAAAUGUUCUUGCUUUUUGCCAAUACAUAUGAAGAAGGAUUCUGGAAAAGCUGUUAUGAGCACUAGUGUUUAA